Spinacia oleracea (spinach) is the source of this 993-nucleotide messenger RNA. RefSeq lists its product as uncharacterized. The record is from RefSeq and is a predicted model, not a curated record. Bases 489 to 704 code for a protein of 71 amino acids. The transcript has a single exon. Lineage: Eukaryota; Viridiplantae; Streptophyta; Magnoliopsida; Caryophyllales; Amaranthaceae.
AAAAAAGCCAUGCACACAUCUUCCAAGUCUAGAAUUCACAACUUUACACAUUGAAUUCUGCUUUUCCCGAUGAUAAAAAACUAAAGCAAAGCACCCACAAAAGAAAAGAUAACACACACAAAAACACAAAAACACAAAAACACAAAAACAGUAAUUCUUUAGUAUAUUUGUGAAGCGUAAAAUGGAAAAGCAGUUGUUUCAUCUUAGUAAAGCAAAUCCACUAUGUGUUUUAAACAUCUAUACCUUUCCUGAUCCCUUCCCUCCUUAGCUUUCUGAUUACUCAUUUACUUCGCGAGCUUGUCUUCCUUCCCUGCUUUAAUCCUUCUUGACCAAGGAAGUCCCUCUGAUUUGCUCUACUUAUUCUCUCGGAUUUCUUUCCUUCUCCUUACACUUUCUAAGAACGCGAGAGAGACAAGUGUUUGCUAGAGUGACUCAAAAAGAAAUAUCACUCUAGACAGGGAGUGUGACAGCAAAGAACAUAGAGAAAUAUGAUGGUAGAUUGGGGGCCUGUGGUGGUGUCAGUGGCGUUGUUUAUAUUGUUGUCGCCGGGGUUACUGCUUCAGCUGCCUGCAAGAACAAGGAUAGUUGAGUUUGGAAACAUGACCACCAGUGGGAUCUCUAUUUUGAUCCAUGCUGUUAUUUAUUUUUGUAUCCUUACUAUUUUGACGAUUGCAAUUGGCAUUCACAUACGUUCUGGUGUAUAAACUUGAGGUUAAAGCACCUGGAAGUCUGGCCAUCAACCAACCGCUUCGGGUUUCUUCCUUUUUUUCUAUUACCCAACUGUAAUUUCAUUUCUCCUUUCUUCAGCUUCUAGAUACAGAGUUGUAAAGUUUUCGCUCUCAUAUUUAAGGGAAGGUUAUAUCUGACCAGUCUUAUGCUAUACUGCUAUAGCCCUUUUCUCAACUCAUUUUUUAGAUCUAGUUUGAAUUUACUUAUAGCUCAAAGCCGCAGACUCUGAGCUUCUUGAAAAAUAACUUAUUUGAGAGCAUUAGA